Messenger RNA from Caenorhabditis auriculariae, 2602 nucleotides. Lineage: Eukaryota; Metazoa; Nematoda; Chromadorea; Rhabditida; Rhabditidae. The record is from the annotation of a GenBank genome assembly.
AUGACUGUGGGUUAUUCGUUGGCAGCAGCGACGGCCAAUGGUUAGAGCUUGAACUUCAACGAAAAGAAGCUCGUAUAGUACAGCUACAACUGUGGUGAGGCUGCUUCUGCGAUGGCACGGCAGCGUCUGGCAGCUGAUCUACCGCGAAAGCGUCGUCUGGAUUCUCCUCAACGCUUUCGCCAGCUGCAUUUACCUGUUCAUCGUCAAGGUUUCUGUCUUUUCCACUCCAACUCCGUUUCAAUACUCCAUCAGGACAGUUCGUUUGAUGACGCUUACAAGCGUUUUCUGUAUAAAAUGGACUCUUUGCCCAUCGAAAUGACGCUCAUCUUCCUGCUCUCCUUCUCGACGUCUACCAACUUGACGCGCUGGCACGCCACCUUCGGACUUCUAGUCUGGCCGGAGAACGUCGCCAUGAUGUUCAACGUGCACUUCAAAGACAGCGCCGUGCUUCUUUGUUGUCUUCGUGGCAAUUCCAAAAUUUCUUGAGGUUUCGCCGAACGUCGCGUUGCGGAUCCGGAGAACUAUUGUGCGUUACCUGAUGCUCGCCUACAUUCUUCUGCUGCGUGACGUCUCCAGCAACAUCCGGAUCCACUGGUUCCCCACCAUGGAGAAGAUCGUCGAGUGCGGCCUUCUCACGAGGUCUCGCUCCCUCUAUUUCCACGGUCAACCUCUUCCAGCCAGGAACUCUCCCUGAUGCGUAGCUCGCGGAUGAAAAGAACCGCAUGCCAUUACUGGAUCCCUUUUCUGUGGAUCCUUCAAAUCGUUAAAAAACGUUACAGGUUUGGUUUUCUAUAUUUUGCCUUGCAGAAAAGAAGAGGAAGCUUGCAAAGUUUGUUAGGAGUUUUCACGCAUUUUGCAGAUUCGCACACGGAACCUUAAAUGAUUAGGGGGUGGGCUAAUAAGGACAAGGCUUGCAGUGCUUGUUUCAAAGUUGGGGGGGGCGCUCUCGAAGAUUGCCUAAGCCUUCUGAAUUCAGUCUUUACUUCAUACUGUUAGGGUAAGGGGGAGGGGGGCAAUUUUAGACUCAGAACUCGCCCUCCAAAUCAUAUUCAGUUCCCUUCCAAAGGUUUUCAUUUUUCGACCCCCCUAGUUCGGCAGGGGGAGAUGGCGAAUCUGAGACCAUAAAAAAAUAGAUUAAUUUAGUCAAUUAUAAGCGAGAAAACUCGCGAAUAGCACAUUUCUGAUAAAUUAUGCCUCGAAUUCCUCAUUGCCUAUCUUGCAUUUUGAUGUUACCUAAUCUCUUUCGUUUCAGAAAGCAAAAUAAAAAAGCAAGUGUCAUGACAGAGGAAGGUUAUGAUCAAUUUGUAGAAGAAGUAGGUUUCUCUAGAUUCUCUUUUUUGCUGGUUGGAGUUUUUUUCUGGAGCUUCUUCAGAUAAUAUCAACACGGGGGACACUCGGAGACAUUUUAUCUUACGACUGGGUGCCUCUUCCAUUGGCUUUGACUCAGGUUUGUUAAAAAGUUAAAAAAAAGAACGGCUUUUGUAAGAGGAAAAGAAAAAAAAAUUCUGGUUUUCACGAAGAUUCUAUUCAGAAAAAUUUGAAUUUUUUUAACAGUUUGGAAUGGAACCAAGUAUCUGGAAAAAUAAUUUUUCCAUAUAAAAACUGAUCGUCAAAAAAAGGUUUAAAAAGACGAAACUAGUCACGCUCAGUAAAUUUAGACUGUUUGUUUUUUUUCCUCAAUUUUUUUCCCAAAAAAAUGUUCCAAAAAGUCGUUUUUAUUUGCUUAUGAAACGUUCCAGCAAUGAUCCAAGUAUUCAAAUUUAAUAUUUCAGACGAUUACUUUUUUUGUUUAUUGUACGCUUUUCGGUAAUAUUUUUCGACUACAGUCUCGUAUAAUUUUGCAGUUAGUUUUCACUUCUUAUAAUCGCUGAAAAUAAUCAUUUAUUACAGGUAUAAAACUAAUUCUCAUGCUGAGGCAAUAAUAGUUCAAGGUAUUAGUAAUUGUUUUCUAAACGUUCUGUACAUCGCCUGGCUGCGGAUCAGUCAAGUGAUAGUGAAUCCGUUCGGAGAAGAUCCUGACGAUUUCGAGGUCGGUUUUUCUUCAAACUAAUUCAAGACUAGAUAGUGAUAUUUAUUUGAUUUGAAAGAAGAUCGCUGGCUGCAUUUUCCAGCUUUCACCUCUUUGAACGAAAUUGUAAAAGUGCGUUUAUUGAUGAGUUUUCUCCUAUUUACCCCAGGAUAUUCUGAUGGAGAAGAAAGUUUUUUUCAAAAACCUGGUUGAGACUUAAGCUAGGACGCUUCAACAGAUCUAAAAUUUAUUUUAUCCUCUUAUUUUUCCGUAGGCUGAAUAUUUGUUGGAGAGACACUGCGAAGUACUCAAUACGAUGCUUUGUUCGCCCCAAGAGGAGGUUCCAUUCGCCUACAAAAAACCGGCAGAAGAUGUUCUGCCGCACACGUUGGCAAGCGUUUUGAUUGGGUGAGUUUGACUUGGUAAGAACGGCUGAGAUGAUUCUGAUAGAGAUUUUCACCUUCUGCUUGGUAUUGUAGAAGCCGUUGCUCGGGGACGAUGGUGGCCUCGACGCAGGCGAUCAGUCAGAACAUGCGCAAGGAGGACAAGAAAGUCGUCUAUUUCAACCCAAUCGAGCAGAAGAAAAACCAAUGA